Messenger RNA from Salmo salar (Atlantic salmon), 725 nucleotides. The record is from RefSeq and is a predicted model, not a curated record. Lineage: Eukaryota; Metazoa; Chordata; Actinopteri; Salmoniformes; Salmonidae.
AAAAAAAGCGCAAACAUUUAGCAAUCUGUCUGUUAAUUAGUAAAUCUCAGAGCAUUAACUAGCUACACAAUGUCUGAAGAAAAGCCAAAGGAAGGAGUGAAGACUGAAAACGACCACAUCAACCUAAAGGUUGCGGGUCAAGAUGGGUCAGUAGUCCAGUUCAAAAUUAAACGGCAUACUCCGCUGAGCAAGCUGAUGAAGGCGUACUGCGAAAGACAGGGUUUGUCAAUUAGACAGAUACGGUUUAGAUUUGACGGACAGCCAAUCAACGAGACCGACACACCUGCACAGCUUGAGAUGGAAGACGAGGAUACCAUUGAUGUAUUUCAACAACAGACCGGAGGAGGGUCCUUCCCCUCGGAGGCUUCUCUUAAAGGUGUAUGGACCCCUCGGCGGUUCCUUCCUCUCGGAGGCUUCUCUUAAAGGUGUAUGGACCCCUCUGAGUCUCCUCUCCCUCUGAGGACAGAAACACAGUUGAAGAGCAGCAACUUUUAUUUUUUUAUUAUUAAAUAAUUGUUCCGCUUGUUUUUUUUUUUGUAUUUUGUGAUCGAUCUGCUCGUAGCCAUGGUCUUAUCCUUUUCAUGAUCGCAAGCUGGAUUUCAUGCCACCAAUUCACAAAUGUCUUGUUUAUAUUCGUAUUUUGGAUGGACUAUAAACUGCUUGUAGUCAUGUUUUGGAGAAUGUGUGUUUGUCCCAUGUGUGAAACAAUGGGGGGGUUCUACUCA